UACAAAAAAGUCGAAAAACAAUCACCUAUGAUAUCAAUCUGUUCGGCGUUCACUAAACAUUUAAAUAGAAAGUUGGAAAUCAUUAAUUGUUGUUUGUUAAUUUGUUAUAGUCUACGAUUUAUAGGCAUUCAAAAGACGUUGUAGAAACUGGAAAAUAGAAUUUGAAUCAUACUGAAUACCGAUGAAAGAAGAUUAUUACUGAAUAAAUCAAAUUUGAAUAAAUCAUUUAGUGAUAAAGUUUAAUAAAAUAAUAAAAUGAAAGAUUCAGUUAUGAUUCAUGGGGCUGGUGGUAUCCCAGACAAAUCAUGGAAACCACAAUUUGGAAUUCUUGAAACUUCAAUGGGUCAAAUAACAAUUGAACUAUACUGGGAUCAUGCUCCAGAGACUUGCCGUAAUUUUGCAGAACUUUGUAGACGUGGUUAUUAUAAUAAUACAAAAUGUCAUAGAAUUAUUCGUAAUUUUAUGAUUCAAGGUGGUGAUCCUACCGGCACUGGCAGAGGCGGUACAUCAAUUUAUGGUACUCAUUUCGACGAUGAAAUUCAUGAUGAUCUUAGACAUACAGGAGCAGGUAUUGUGUCUAUGGCUAACUCCGGACCUAAUACAAAUGGUUCUCAAUUUUUCAUUACAUUAGCUCCAACUCAGUGGCUUGAUAAAAAACACACAAUAUUUGGCCGUGUUCAUUCCGGUAUGAAUGUUGUCAAAAGAAUGGGCAUGGUAGAAACGGAUAAAAAUGAUCGACCUGUUGAUGAUGUAAAAAUAUUAAGAGGUGGAAUAAAAAUGUAAUGACAUAAAAAAGCAUCUACAUCUACAAAAUAUGUAAAACUUAACCAAAAAUAUUACAAUAUAUUCAACAAUUACAAACUACAAUGUCAAUAAAGUAAAAUAUUUUAGUGUUCCUAUAAAGAUAUUCAUUUUUGGUAUAAUGUAUUGCUAUUUUUAAAUUAUAUCAAACAAACUGUGAGGCAAUUAACCAACAUA
This is a messenger RNA of Myzus persicae (green peach aphid), 978 nucleotides long. RefSeq names its product peptidyl-prolyl cis-trans isomerase-like 1 (gene Cypl). The transcript is spliced from 6 exons. Lineage: Eukaryota; Metazoa; Arthropoda; Insecta; Hemiptera; Aphididae. Gene Ontology annotation, molecular function: peptidyl-prolyl cis-trans isomerase activity. The record is from RefSeq and is a predicted model, not a curated record. The coding region runs from base 256 to 783 and encodes 175 amino acids. Gene Ontology annotation, cellular component: catalytic step 2 spliceosome. Gene Ontology annotation, biological process: protein peptidyl-prolyl isomerization.